AAGAUACAUGUAGCCUUACCGCACUGAACGACUGUAUACAAUCAGAGGGUAAUGGAACGUUGGACAGGACGCGUUGCCUUAGUAACAGGAGCCUCCCUCGGUAUAGGUGCUGCCAUCUGCCGAGCACUGGUGAAGAACGGUAUGGUGGUCGUUGGAUGCGCCAGACAUUUGGACGCUCUUCAGAAAUUAGCAAAGGAAUUAGAAGAGGAAAAGGGAAAGUUCAUCCCCAUCAAAUGCGAUCUCACGAUAACGGACGAGAUUGACUCCAUGUUCCGGGCCAUCAAAGAGGAGGUCGGAGGGGUGGACGUGUGUGUAAACAACGCCGGCGUCAAUCUGGCCUCGCCUCUACUUACGGGGGAAAGAGAGGAUUUUAAAACCGUUCUAGAUUUGAAUGUGUUCGCUGUGACAAUCGUCACACAGCUGGCUAUAAAGUCUAUGAGAGAGCGUAAUGUGGAUGAUGGCCAUAUAAUUAACAUCGGCAGCGUAAGUUGCCGUCAGGUACGUGAAGGGACGCUGUCUCACUUCUACGCCGGCUCCAAGUUUGCUCUGCAGGCUCUGACGGAAGGUCUCCGCCAUGAACUGCGAAAUGCCAACACCAGGAUCCGCACCACGAUCAUCAGCCCCAGUUUGACGGACACUCCGUUGGCUAGAGGUUUAAAGGAUCAUGGCUUACCGCCCUUUACUGCUACAGUGAGUCUGAGGGCGGAAGACGUGGCAGAUGCUUUAAUCUAUGCACUUGGCGCUCCUCCUAACGUUAACGUACGUGAAAUAUGUCUGGCAGGUGUAUCUGCUCCAAUGUAAGGCGUAUCGAAGGAAAAAAGUGGUAAAUGGCCAACGGACACAAAAGGUUAUUAUAACGAUACCAUAAAGUUUUUUAAACGGCAUGGUGAUGUCAUAAUGACGUUCUGAAUAUGCUGAGAGUUUUGCCGUAUUUAGAGGUGGACUUAAAUCUCAACACCAUUUUUCAAGGCCAUGUGAAUACUAAGGAUGAAGUGAGCUACGACACGGGAUAAGUGCGCUUUUUUCGCGAUUCUUUUUAGACGGCGGUCAAAUGGGUCACUCUGCUAUAGAGAACUGACCACAUCGUCAGGAAUUAAGUCCUAGUCUGCAACAGAUAGCUUUCAACAUUUUUGUCUUCAAAGAACAUGCCAAUAUUUGAAUAUUAAUGUAAUGACAUUUCCCCCCCGUUUUGAAUAUCGGGACUGCCAGAAACCUCUUGCAAAACUGCUCUGGGUUUGUUCCCCCGACCUGUGGAAUUGCCUUAAGACGCCAGGAGUAAUUUUGGUAUUGCAAUCAUUAAGAUAAAAAACAGCAAACAAAAAUCGUCCGCUGGGACCUCGGGUUUGCAAAAGGUACAUGGAAACGACAUAUUGAAACGCUCUCAAGCUUGCAUCAUUUAAUUUUUUUUUUCACAAAAUUAUUUUUCUUGCCAACUACUGUAUACUUCA
Lingula anatina is the source of this 1448-nucleotide messenger RNA. Its product is annotated as dehydrogenase/reductase SDR family member 11. Gene Ontology annotation, molecular function: oxidoreductase activity. NCBI's taxonomy places the organism in Eukaryota, Metazoa, Brachiopoda, Lingulata, Lingulida, Lingulidae. The record is from RefSeq and is a predicted model, not a curated record.